AUGGCACCCAAGAAGAAGGGUAACAAGAAGGGCCAGGACGACUGGGAGGCCGAGCUGGGCGAGUCCAUCGCCCCAGCAAACGGAGACGGUGCCCCAGCCCCGGAGAACGGUGAUGCCGCCGGCGCCGAAGAGGAUGCUCCUGCCGCAGGAGGUCUCAUGGGUCUGAUGCGCAAGAACAAGGAGAGACGCAAGAAGAAGGGCCUCCCUGAGCUGGAAGGCGAGGACGCACCAGGCGCCGAACCAGCCGAGCCCGCUGAGCCGACCGCCGCACCAGCAGAGGCCAACAUCGAGGACGAGUUCGCCCUUCCCGAAAAGAAGGGCAAAGGUGGAAAGGGCAAGCAACAAGCCAAGCCGGCACCAGCUGCUAAGGGCGACGAUGACGAAGCGGACGCGUCUGGCAGGGUCCUCACCAAGGCCGAGAAGGAGAAACUUAAGAAGGAGCGUGAGAAGCAGAGGAAGAAGGAGAACGCCGCAAAGAAGAAGACAACAACACCGGCACCCGCGAAAGCCGAGCCCGCCAAAGCCGCCGAGAAGCAAGACGAGCCUGCUGCGGCUGUUCCAGCACCAGACGCCGGAAAGGGCGGCAAGAAGCUCCCCAAACACCUCCAACUCCUCCAGAAGCAGCAAGAAGAGCUUCGCAAGCGGGAGGAGGCCAAGGCCCAGGCCGACGCCGAGGAACGAGCCCGGCUAGAGGAAGAGGAGCGCCUUGCCGAAGAGGAAGCUAAGCGCAAGGAAGAGGAAAAGGCUCGUAAGAAGCAGAAGGAGAAGGAGAGAAUUGAGCAGCUUAAGAAGGAUGGCAAAUACAUGACCAAGGCCCAGAAGGAAGAAAAGGCCCGUAAUGAGCGCAAGCUUCAGCAGAUGCUGGCUGCUGGCAUCCAGGUUGGCGGUCUGGCUGAUGGCGAGUCGGCUAAGAAAGAGAAGCCUAAGUUUGAGAAGAAGGGCAAGGGAAAGAAGCAAGACAAGAUCGACGAGGAGAAAGCGCUCGCAGAAGCCGCUGAGCGAGCAAGAAAACAGGCCGAAGAGGCUGCCAAGAAGAAGGAGGAAGAGGAGCGUGCUGCCCGUGAGAAGGCGGAGGCUGAAGCUGCCGCAAAAGCUGCCGCGGCGAAAGAAGAAGAGAUCGAGGACGACUGGGAGGCCGCAGCGGCAUCGGACAACGAACCCAAAGACAGCUGGGACGCAGACUCUGAUGAAGAGGCAGAGAAGAAGACUCUGCCUUCAAGACCAAAGGCCGAAGAGCCCGCGGCUAAGGAAGAGGAGUCGUCCUCGGAAGAAGAGUCGUCAGAUGAUGAAGAUCUGGAGGCGCAGAGGAGGAGGGAAGCCUUGGCUAGACGUGAAAAGGUCCACCAGGCUGCUCUGGCCGCCCGAUCGAAAGACAACCUCCGAUCUCCCAUUUGCUGUAUUCUCGGACACGUCGACACCGGAAAAACCAAGCUGCUUGACAAGAUCCGUCAAACCAACGUCCAGGAGGGCGAAGCAGGUGGUAUCACUCAGCAAAUUGGUGCUACCUACUUCCCAGUCGAUGCUAUCAAGCAGAAGACGCAAGUCGUCAACCAGGAUGGCAAGUUCGAGUUCAAGGUCCCUGGUCUCCUGGUCAUCGACACGCCUGGUCACGAGUCCUUCUCCAAUCUGCGUUCAAGAGGUUCCUCCCUCUGCAACAUUGCAAUCUUGGUUGUCGAUAUUAUGCACGGCCUGGAGCCACAGACUCUCGAGUCCAUGCGCAUGCUCCGUGAGCGGAAGACACCAUUCGUGGUGGCACUCAACAAGAUCGAUCGUCUGUACGGCUGGAAGAAGAUUGACAACAACGGUUUCCAAGAGAGUCUGGCACUCCAGGGCAAGGCUGUGCAGAACGAGUUCAAGAACCGGUUGGACCAGACCAAGAUUGCUUUCGCCGAGCAAGGCUUCAACGCUGAGGUCUUCUACGAGAACAAGCAGAUGUCCAAAUACGUCUCGCUCAUUCCCACAUCAGCCCAUACUGGCGAGGGUAUCCCUGACAUGCUCAAGCUGAUUCUGCAGCUCACCCAAGAGAGGAUGGUGGGCUCGCUCAUGUACCUCUCCGAGGUGCAAGCCACCGUCCUGGAAGUCAAGCAGAUCGAAGGUUUCGGUAUGACAAUCGAUGUCAUCCUUUCCAACGGUAUCAUGCGGGAAGGCGAUAGGAUCCUAUUGUGUGGCACGGAAGGCGUCAUCAAGACGAACGUCCGAGCCCUGCUUACACCAGAGAAGCUCAAGGAACUUCGUCUCAAGUCACAGUACGUGCACAACAAAGAGGUCAAGGCCGCGCUCGGUGUCAAGAUCGUCGCACCUGGAUUAGAGAAGGCCAUUGCUGGCUCUCGUCUGUUGGUCGCAGGACCCGACGAUGACGAGGAUGACAUUGAGGACGAGCUCGAGAGCGAUCUCGAGACCUUGUUCAGCCGUGUCGAGAGGACUGGCCGUGGUGUGUCUGUCCAGGCGUCCACCCUGGGUUCGCUCGAGGCUCUGCUGGACUUCCUCAAGGACUGCAAGAUCCCCGUGGCCAAUGUCGGCAUCGGCCCCGUCUCCAAGCGAGAUAUCAUGCAGUGUGGUAUCAUGCUGGAGAAGUCGCCCGACCACGCGGUCAUGCUCUGCUUCGACGUCAAGGUAGAGAAGGAUGCCCAAUCAUAUGCGGAUGAGAAUGGCGUCAAGAUUUUCACAGCCGACAUCAUCUACCACCUCUUCGACCAGUUCACGAAACACAUGGACGACCUGCUUGAGAAGAAGAAGGAGGAUUCCAAGAUGCUGGCUGUCUUCCCCUGUGUGCUCAAGCCUGUGGCAGUCUUCAACAAGACAGGCCCUAUCGUCGUUGGUGUCGAUGUGGUAGAGGGCCAGCUGAAGGUCAACACGCCUAUCUCGGCUGUGAAACACAAUCCUACUACUGGUGUGAAGGAGAUCAUUGCCAUGGGCAGAGUCACAUCAAUCGAGAGAGAACACAAGCAAAUCCCAGUCUGUAAGAAGGGCCAGCCCUCUGUGGCCGUCAAGAUCGAGAUGGGCGGGCACCAGCCAACAUACGGGCGGCAGCUCGAGGAAGGGGACACGCUGUACAGCGCAAUCUCGCGGGCGUCCAUCGACUGCCUCAAGGAGUUCUACCGCAAGGACGUCUCCAACGACGAGUGGCAGCUGAUCGUCAAGCUCAAGCCUCUGUUCGACAUCCCCUAG
Messenger RNA from Diaporthe amygdali, 3168 nucleotides. Its product is annotated as eukaryotic translation initiation factor 5b. Gene Ontology annotation, molecular function: translation initiation factor activity; GTPase activity; GTP binding. NCBI's taxonomy places the organism in Eukaryota, Fungi, Ascomycota, Sordariomycetes, Diaporthales, Diaporthaceae. The record is from RefSeq and is a predicted model, not a curated record. Bases 1 to 3168 code for a protein of 1055 amino acids. The transcript is spliced from 4 exons.